Molecule: messenger RNA, 2032 nt
Organism: Scomber japonicus (chub mackerel)
Lineage: Eukaryota; Metazoa; Chordata; Actinopteri; Scombriformes; Scombridae
Product: protein FAM117A-like
Exons: 8
Coding region: 557-1840 (427 amino acids)
Source: RefSeq, a predicted model, not a curated record
ACAAGAGCACGGAGGGCACAAAUCUUCUGACCACCUCGCAACUUUUUUUGGGCCACAAAAACUCGCUCUGGCCCGAAAAAAUAUAAUGAAAUAUACUCCCAGGUUUGCUCAGAAGACGUAGGAGUUGACGUUAAAGUGACUUUUUAAAGCUGGAGCCGCUUCCUUGUUCGACAACGGGGUGAAAUAUCUCAACAUCCUCACAAAGAAACUUUUGCUUGCUAGGCAGCUAACUCGCACUCAAGCCAGCAAAAAAAAAAAAAAAAAAAAUAUGAUCACCGCCGAAGACUUGAUCAGAGGCCAUAAAUAACAACUCUUCUGUCGAGAUAAGUGUUGUUGGUAGUUGUAUAAACGUAGAAAUGGUCUGUGUAUGACUCAAGACUGAGUUUUGUAACGGUUUUUGAGUAGUCAUCAUCACCAGGAGGAGGAAGACUUGCAGCUGGUAGCCAGCACACCACCAGUGUUUCCACCAGAGCGCCCCCAGAUCUCCAUCAGGCAGGACAUACAUUGCUCAUUUCAGCUAGUUGAGAGCCAAGCUGUCCCAUUUGUCACUGGAAAGAUGUCAGGCCGAAGUGGAGCUGGACAGACUCGGGGAGCUGCGGUGGGUCCGCAGCCCCUCAAGGCAACCAUUCCCUACCAGCUGGCCAGCAAACCUCGACCCAGCCGGAGAGAUGGAAAGUCAGCUGGAAAGGCCAAACCACAGCAGCUGAGCCCCGGCAUGAGGCGGACGAUGUCUCUCGAUGCCAUCAUUGGGCCGUACCUGCAGGGACACUGGCCCAAAGAACCGGAGGGCCAGGGCAGCCUGUCUCGCAAGGACAAAUCCACUCAGACCCCAGACUCAUGGACAGACAAAACGCAGAGCAGGAGAGGUAGCACCAGCAGCAGCAGCAGUCACAAACGGUCGGCAUCAUGGGGCAGUGCUGAGCAUCUCCGGGAGAUUGCUAAACUAAAACAACAGCUGCAGCAGCGCAGCAAACCUGCAGUCUCUGGGGGACAUGACAAAGACCGUCAGUGUGGGUAUCCUCAGGGGAACUGUAGCCUGGGAACUACUCAGACUCAGCCAAUUCCCAUCCCUCACACUCCCCUGUCUACACUGGUCCCUCGGCUACGCUGCAGUGUGGAGGGCCUCAACCAAGAGCUGGAAGGCAUGUUCAUCUGCCAGCCAACACAUCAGCAGCACAGGCUCCUUGAGGUUCCAGAUGGUCAUCGGGCUCCAGUCCCUCCACAGAGCUGCAGCAGUGGAUCUCAGAGUGACCCUGCUGCCACCACACCUCUCUCCUCAUCUCCCACUUCCUCCUCCUCACCCUGCUCCUCUCCCUUCUACGUCUCCACCUCCCUACCCAAUUGUGAAGACACACUUCUGGACUUGCACCCAGGGUUGAUAGACAGCGCAGAGAUGUGCCUCCUGUCUCCACUCUCCUCCUCCCAGAAUGAGGCUGACCCCUCUCUCCCUCUGCUGAUAUCCUCUUCACCAGGACCCAACAAAAGCUGCUGCUUCCAGAGAGAGCCUCCAGAGGGUUGCGAAAAGAUCCGGGUCUGGGAAGAGACCAGCGUUCCACAUGAGCAGAAACCAGCCCUCAUCUCCUCCUGCCCUGACCCCAACAAGGUUAACUUCACCACCCACGGGGGCUCUGCCUUCUGCCCCGUCAGCCUCCUCAAGCCGCUGCUCCCCUCCAUGGACCUGUUGUUCCGAAGCCUCUCGGUCUCUCCGUCAGGCAGUUGCUCAAACCAGGGAACAAGCUCCUGCCAGGCAACCUCCUCUAGCAACCGGGCAGCUCCUCCAGAUGCUCCUUCUUCCGCUGCUGUCAUGGGAGAAAGCUCCGGAGAGGGCCUCGCUUUCUGAUCAUGGCGGAAGAUUUCUUCUGUGGAAAUUACGAAGCGUAAUGCAAAUUUUCCAGAUUUGUUGAUGUUGGUUUGUUUUUAGGAAAGAUAAUUCCUUUUCUAAACAGGUAGAUGUUAUAAAAAUAAUAUUGAAAAAAAAUAAUAAUAUCAUACGCAAUCCAAAGGAUAUGCUUUAUAAGCUACUUGUUUUAGG